CCUGUGCCAGGCCAGCCGCUGGAGCCCACUACGAGGGGGAGGGGUGGCCACAAGACCAGCGUCUCCUUCUGCCCAGACCGGGUUUCCAUAGUCCCGGGAACCCAGGCCCACGCCUCACCCCAAGCGAAGAAAUUUCUAGUGCGGGUCCUGCUCCGCCCUCCUCCUAGGGGCGGAGCCACCCGAAGGUGGAAGAUGGAGGCCGCCGCGUUCACUCGCCCGCCGGGCGGCUGUACCCUUGAUGAUCUGCGACCCCUCCGUGCCUCAUUCUUUGUUCCAGAUCGUCUUUAGUCUCGGCGUCCCUUUCCCUUACACCUGUUAACAUCUUCAAGGCAGGAGCUGAUGAAGAGAGAGCAGAGACAGCUCGUCUGUCUUCUUUUAUUGGUGCCAUCGCUAUUGGAGACUUGGUAAAGAGCACCUUGGGACCCAAAGGCAUGGACAAAAUUCUUCUAAGCAGUGGACGAGAUGCCUCUCUUAUGGUAACCAAUGAUGGUGCCACUAUUCUAAAAAACAUUGGUGUUGACAAUCCAGCAGCUAAAGUUUUAGUUGACAUGUCAAGGGUUCAAGAUGAUGAAGUUGGUGAUGGCACUACCUCUGUUACCGUUUUAGCAGCAGAAUUAUUAAGGGAAGCAGAAUCUUUAAUUGCAAAAAAGAUUCAUCCACAGACCAUCAUAGCGGGUUGGAGAGAAGCCACAAAGGCAGCAAGAGAGGCUCUGUUGAGUUCUGCAGUCGAUCAUGGUUCUGAUGAAGUUAAAUUCCGUCAAGAUUUAAUGAAUAUUGCGGGCACGACAUUAUCCUCAAAACUUCUUACUCAUCACAAAGACCACUUUACUAAAUUAGCUGUAGAAGCGGUUCUCAGACUGAAAGGCUCUGGCAACCUGGAGGCAAUUCAUAUUAUCAAGAAGCUAGGAGGAAGUUUGGCAGAUUCCUAUUUAGAUGAAGGCUUUCUGUUGGAUAAAAAAAUUGGAGUAAAUCAACCAAAACGAAUUGAAAAUGCUAAAAUUCUUAUUGCAAAUACUGGUAUGGAUACAGACAAAAUAAAGAUAUUUGGUUCCCGGGUUAGAGUUGAUUCUACAGCAAAGGUUGCAGAAAUAGAACAUGCGGAAAAGGAAAAAAUGAAGGAGAAAGUUGAACGUAUUCUUAAGCAUGGAAUAAAUUGCUUCAUUAACAGGCAGUUAAUUUAUAAUUAUCCUGAACAGCUCUUCGGUGCUGCUGGUGUCAUGGCUAUUGAGCAUGCAGAUUUUGCAGGUGUGGAACGCCUAGCUCUUGUCACAGGUGGUGAAAUUGCCUCUACCUUUGAUCACCCAGAACUGGUAAAGCUUGGAAGUUGCAAACUUAUUGAGGAAGUCAUGAUUGGAGAAGACAAACUCAUUCACUUUUCUGGGGUUGCCCUUGGUGAGGCUUGUACCAUUGUUUUGCGUGGUGCCACUCAGCAAAUUUUAGAUGAAGCUGAAAGAUCUUUGCAUGAUGCUCUUUGUGUUCUUGCACAAACUGUAAAGGAUUCUAGAACAGUUUAUGGAGGAGGCUGUUCGGAGAUGUUGAUGGCUCAUGCUGUGACACAGCUUGCCAAUAGAACACCAGGCAAAGAAGCUGUUGCAAUGGAGUCUUAUGCUAAAGCACUGAGAAUGUUGCCAACCAUCAUAGCUGACAAUGCAGGCUAUGACAGUGCAGACCUAGUGGCACAGCUCAGAGCUGCUCACAGUGAAGGCAAUACCACUGCUGGACUGGAUAUGAGGGAAGGCACUAUUGGAGAUAUGGCUCUCCUAGGUAUAACAGAAAGUUUUCAAGUAAAGCGUCAAGUUCUUCUAAGUGCAGCUGAAGCAGCAGAGGUGAUUCUGCGUGUGGACAACAUCAUCAAAGCGGCACCCAGGAAACGUGUCCCUGAUCACCACCCAUGUUAAGCAUUCCCAAGUGCUGUUGAUCUCUGGACCAGUUUCUAGCGAAGUUGUUUUUGAAACAUAGCCUCUUAAGACAGUGCAAUCUGUUUGUCGGUGCCCAUUAUAUCCUUAAGUUUGGACAUUUAGCUGACCUUCUCUUUUAACAUGGGUCUAAUUUAUUUGCCAUGUAAUUUUCCAUACAAAUCUGUUGAUUUAAAAGUUCAUUUCUCAUACUGUGCAUUAAAAUAAAAAUUUGAACAAUUA
Messenger RNA from Callithrix jacchus (white-tufted-ear marmoset), 2138 nucleotides. RefSeq names its product chaperonin containing TCP1 subunit 2 (gene CCT2). Gene Ontology annotation, cellular component: chaperonin-containing T-complex; cytosol. NCBI's taxonomy places the organism in Eukaryota, Metazoa, Chordata, Mammalia, Primates, Cebidae. Gene Ontology annotation, molecular function: ATP-dependent protein folding chaperone; ATP binding; ATP hydrolysis activity. Gene Ontology annotation, biological process: protein folding. The record is from RefSeq and is a predicted model, not a curated record.